This is a messenger RNA of Xenopus tropicalis (tropical clawed frog), 1738 nucleotides long. Its product is annotated as acrosin. Bases 185 to 1435 code for a protein of 416 amino acids. Gene Ontology annotation, biological process: proteolysis. The record is from RefSeq and is a predicted model, not a curated record. The transcript is spliced from 5 exons. Lineage: Eukaryota; Metazoa; Chordata; Amphibia; Anura; Pipidae. Gene Ontology annotation, molecular function: serine-type endopeptidase activity; peptidase activity; hydrolase activity.
UGUAUAAAAGGUUCAUUUUAUUGUGAUGCUUUUUGACUGGCCUAGGCCUCCUGUCAUUGUGAUGUCGUUGCUUUUUCCCUGGCCCAGGCCUAGGCAUUGUGAUGUCAUCACCCUGUACAAACACUGUACACUGGUCUCACUGCGGCCAGUAUAACUCACCAGUGAGAGGAGAGCACAGGGCAGAAUGAAUCUGUUUGUGCUUUUACUCAGCUUUUUUAUUUUUAUUUCUUUUUUUAUAUCUUUCUCUGAAAAUUCUAUACUUAAAACUUGUGGUAUCCGACCUCUGGUAAAAAAUCACCAUCGAGUACGCCGUGUAAUCGAAGGAAAUACUCCUGAGCCGGGCAGUUGGCCAUGGAUGGCCAGCAUUCAGUUGCUUUAUAAAGACGGCUAUGGGUCUGCUUGUGGUGGCGUGCUUUUGAGCAAUCGUUGGGUUGUAACGGCAGCUCAUUGCCUAUCUGAUUUAAAGAGAUAUCGCCACUUAGCACGAAUUGUGCUUGGAGCACGUGACUUGACGCAACUGGGACCUGAGACACAGAUCAGAACUAUCAAACAAUGGAUACAGCAUGAAGAUUUUGAUCAUAAAACACAUAAAAAUGAUAUUGCGCUGAUUCGGUUAAAUUACCCAGUUAAAUUCAGCGACUACAUACAGCCGGCCUGUUUACCCCCUAAAUCUUCUAAUGUCUACAAGAUGGAUGACUGCCACAUUGCCGGUUGGGGACUUCUAAAUGAAAAACCUAGAACAGUCACAACUAUGCUGCAAGAAGCCACUGUGGAACUGAUUGAUCGCAAGCGUUGCAACAGCAGCGACUGGUACAACGGAGGGAUACACGACGACAAUCUCUGCGCAGGCUAUGAGCAAGGAGGCCCCGAUGUCUGUAUGGGUGACAGUGGUGGCCCCUUAAUGUGCAAGAGAAAAAAAGCAGGCAUCUAUUAUGUGGUUGGAAUAGUAAGCUGGGGAGGACUCUGUGGUCAGCCACACAGCAAUGGCGUGUAUACUUCAGUCCAGGAUUUUGAACAAUGGAUUUUCAACAAAACCUCCAGCUCAAACCCAAAAUACCAUUAUAUGAGAGCGACUUCUAUGAAUAUCAGCCCACCUUCAAACCAAAGGAACAUUGAGGGAAAUGUGGAAUCUGUUACUAUGGAAAAGAAUGAUUCAAGCCAUUCUUACAGUACAGGUUCCAUAUUUAAUCAAAUCAUAUCUUUUUUCAAAAUGAUAUUUUCUCCACACGGAAAGUCUGAUCACGCAGAAAACUUGUGUAGGAAUGGUCAGGAGAGUACAGAAACCCCACCUGUGGAGAUAACUACUAGAAUGAUGGAUCGGGAGACUAUAUAUAAUGGUUGCCUCAGCAGCCAUGCACCCGCUAUGCUAUCUGGUCAGGCUAUGGCUCAUAUCCUGGUCAUGGCCUGUCUCAUUGCCUUGAUUAUCUGUCGAUGAAACCUGUCUAUUUUCUGACUGUGACCUGCAGUGACUCCAGCCUGAGCUUGUCCGUCAAUUCCAGUGCCAGCCUUAUCAAAGUGUCGGACUUUAGCUGAAACGUAAAGGACUAAAAUAAUUACUAUGGCAAACUAUGAAGAUAACCAUUAGUUAGCCAGUAAAAGGCAUUACGUUUAGUCCAAGGCUAGCCUGAAACUGCCAGGAUGGAAAUGGAGUCAGCGAUGAAUACCUGUUAUUAUUAUGUUGUCAUGUUAACUUGACAAAAUCUGUGCCUUUUGUAUAUUUCAAAUAAAAAAAAAAAAA